AUGGAGUUCAAUCAACCGGUCAAGAGAUCCAGAGAUGAGUUUGAAGAAGAUAAUUUCCAACAUCCUCAAGAUCAAUUUGAAUCUGAAGAAAAAAGACAACGUAGCGAUCCAAUUAAAGAGUUAAUCAAUAAUGUUUGUAAAGAUAUUAGAAAGAUUGGUGAAAAUUCAAAUAUAAUUAAUCAAAUUGAUGAUGUAUCUUAUAUUUCCAAUCCUAUAGUUGCUGAGUUUGAAAAGAUUGAAGAAUUAAGAAACUCUGUAUUAUCAACUAUUUAUGCUAUCAUCAUUGAACAACCUCAAAAGAUUAAUGCUUUCAGUAAUUUAAUCUUAAUCUGUAAUGCAAAGAAUUUUGUGGUUGCAAAGUAUGUCAUUGAAUUCCUUCAUGCUAAGGCUCAAGAAUUAUUAGAUAGUAUCAGGAAUGCAUCUAAACAAUCUGAAGAUGUCGAUACCAAUGAAGAAAAUGCUGGUGUUUUCAACAAUAUCAAGUCAAUCUUAAAGUUCUUAGCUACUUUAUCUCCAAUUAUUGAAAAUUAUUCCAUCAUAAAUAUCUUUAAACAAUUCUUACAAUUAUCAAUCGAUUUACAAGAUUUAACUCCAGAAACAAGAAGUGGUAUAGCUCAAGAAAUAUAUUAUAAUGUAUUGAUUUCAAUUCCAUAUAUAUUAUCUAAUGAAUCUGAAAAUUCUCAAGAAAAAUUAAUUGCCUUGAUUGAUACUGAAUUAGUUGACUUAGCUAAAUCUUUUAAAAUAGUUGAACAUAAAUCUAAUAGUUUAAUUCAACCAUUUGAUUCCAAAUUAAAUAAUUAUGAAUUACCUUAUCAACCAAAAAAACUAAUUGAAUUGAUUUUACCAGCCAUCUUAGAAUUACAAGCUCAAAAUUGGUCUAAUGAUUUAUUCAUUAAUUUCUUAGAAUUAUUAGAUCCAAUAAUACAAGAAAGUUUAUCUAAUAAUGAGAUUUCAAAUGAAUUGAUUCAACAUAAAUUACCUCAAUUCAAAAUCCCAGAACCUUCAAUCUUAUCAAAGUAUAAACCUCAUGGUUCUAUUGAUAAAUUAUGGUAUGAUAAUCCAAGAAUUAUAUUUCAAGUUUAUAAUUUAACUACUGAAUUUGAAACUGUUCCAUCCAUUGAAUCAUUCCAAGGUUUAUUCUUUAAAGAUAUUAGUUCAGAUAUCUUAACCAAUUUAUCGUUCAAUAAAAAUGAAGCAUCUACUCAAUUAUCAAUUUUAGAUUUAUUCUAUAAUAAGAAUUUAUUUGCUCCUCCAGGUUCAUCUAUUGAUACUUUAACUGAAAUUCAUAAGGAUAAUGUAUCAGGUGAAAAUGAAACUCCAUUAUCAACUUGGAAAGUUGAAGAUGUGGCGGUGGAAAGUAUUCUUACUAUGAUUUUCCAAUUACCUACUCCAUUACAUAAAGAGAUUUACUAUUAUACGGUUUUAAUUUCAUGUUGUAAAGAAAAUCCUGAAUCUUUUGCUCCAGUUUUCGGUAGAGCUAUUAGAUUAUUCUAUAAUAAUUUAGAAACUUUAGAUUAUGAAUUAAAGAUUAGAUUUAUGGAUUGGAUGACAACUCAAAUUUCUAAUUUUGAUUUUAGUUGGAAAUGGGAUGAAUGGGUUCAAGAUUCAAAAAGUUUAAAGAAUGUAAAAUAUCAUCCAAAAAAGAAUUUCAUUAAGAAUUUAAUUGCUAAAGAAAUCAGAUUAUCAAAUAAAGAACGUAUUUCAGAAAGUUUCAUCACUAUGAAUCCUGAAACUUCCGAAAUUGAAAAUAUCAAAGAAUUUGAACAAUAUUUGAAUAUAGCAUUAUUUGAAAAUGAACUGAAAUUUAUCCUUGAUUAUGAUACUGAAUUAUACGGCGGCAAAGAAGAAGUUCAGAAUGUUUUAGAAGAUUUAUUAACUGAAAAGAAACAAGAAUUAAAAUUAAAAAAUAUAGUCGGAGCUCAAGAAGAAAUGUUUUAUAAUUUCUAUCAUUCUGAUUUACCAUUGGGUGAAAUCAGUCAAAAAGUAUAUGAUUUUAUAAUGGCUCAUUAUAAACCAAAUAAUGAAUUUGAAGAAUUAUAUGAAGAAGUAUUAACCACUGCUAAGGAAUCAUUUCCAGAGAUUAAUGCUGAAAGAUUUUUAAUUAAUCUUUUUUUCCAAACUUAUGCUUUCAUUGGAUCUAGAUCAAUCUAUUCAGUGGUUAGUAUUUUAGAUCGUGAUAUUAAUAAAUUAAAGUUCUUGAGUGGGAAUUAUGAAAAGAUAGAAUAUGCCAAAGAUCAAAAUGAAAUUGAAUUUAAGAAAGUGGAAUUAUCUUCUGAACAAUUAAAUGAUCGUCAAAAUUGGAUUAUUGAAUCGAUUUUCCGAAUUUGGAUUAAUCAACCUCAAGUUGUAUUCUUAAUUUUGGAAUAUUUAAUUGAAUUCCAAAUUCUUUUACCUAAUUAUUUAUUAGAUAAAUGUUUGAAUCUUGGUACUAAUUUAAUUAUUGAUAAUGUAUCAUGUAUGGAAUCAAUUAAUAGAAUUUUAUCAUCAUUGAAUUAUACCAAUGGUGAUCAAUUUAAAUUAUUAAUUGUACAAUUAUUCAAAUUGAUUGUUAAUAAUUUGAAUGAAUUAUCUAAGACAUUAGAACUUGAAGAUGCACAAAAGAAAGAAGAAGCAGAAGAAAAAGAAAAGGAAGAAGUCUCAGACAAAGAUAACGAGUUAUUCACUAAAGUAGACAAUCAAUGGUUAUUCUAUGAAUACAAGGGGUUAUUGAAAACAUAUUUCAGAAAGUUUAUCGCCACACAAACCUCCACAUCAGAAAUUUUAGAUGAAAUCAAACAGUUAUUUGAAACCAUUGAAAAUGUUCCUGCUAAGGAAGAUAUCUUAACCUGGGUUGCCGAAGUCUAA
Molecule: messenger RNA, 2844 nt
Organism: Scheffersomyces coipomensis
Lineage: Eukaryota; Fungi; Ascomycota; Pichiomycetes; Serinales; Debaryomycetaceae
Gene: GCR3
Product: Gcr3p
Exons: 3
Coding region: 1-2844 (947 amino acids)
Biological process (GO): nuclear-transcribed mRNA catabolic process, nonsense-mediated decay; mRNA export from nucleus
Cellular component (GO): nucleus; nuclear cap binding complex
Molecular function (GO): RNA cap binding; protein binding; mRNA binding
Source: RefSeq, a predicted model, not a curated record